This is a messenger RNA of Fukomys damarensis (Damara mole-rat), 1557 nucleotides long. RefSeq names its product prostaglandin reductase 2 (gene Ptgr2). The coding region runs from base 300 to 1388 and encodes 362 amino acids. Gene Ontology annotation, molecular function: 15-oxoprostaglandin 13-reductase [NAD(P)+] activity. The transcript has 12 exons. The record is from RefSeq and is a predicted model, not a curated record. NCBI's taxonomy places the organism in Eukaryota, Metazoa, Chordata, Mammalia, Rodentia, Bathyergidae. Gene Ontology annotation, biological process: prostaglandin metabolic process.
CAGCCUGCCCCUUCCUUCCCGUCAAAUCGCGCGAGAUCUCCCACCGGAGCCCGCAACCUCCGCGGAGGCGAAGCGACUCGAGUGACUCGCUCGCUGGUGGCCGCUGAGUCUGCGACACCCGAAACUGGGUAAAUCUCGCGCGGAAACAGGCUGAGCUGAGAGAGGGGACUUUCCUAAGUUCCCGCUUACUAGAACCAGGACACUUAACUCUGCUCUUCUUUGUGUAGCGAUCGUGCCCUUAUAGGAGGCUGUAAGGAGUUAUUUUAUAUAGAAAUCUUGUGAGAUCACUGCGUGGAGUGAUGAUUGUACAAAGAGUGGUCUUGAAUUCCCGACCUGGAAAAAAUGGCAAUCCAGUGGCAGAUAAUUUCCGAAUAGAAGAAAUCAAUUUGCCAGAUAAUAUCAAUGAAGGGCAAGUACAAGUUAGAACUCUUUAUCUUUCUGUGGAUCCUUACAUGUACCGGGGCUCCAACUCAAGACCUUAUCUUUGCAAGCGUUGUAAGAUGAAUGAAGAUACGGGCACUGAUUAUAUAGCACCUUGGCAGCUGUCUCAGGUGGCUGAUGGUGGAGGUAUUGGCGUUAUAGAAGAAAGCAAGCAUGCACAUUUGACUAAAGGCGAUUUUGUGACUUCUUUCUAUUGGCCUUGGCAAACCAGGGCUAUUCUGGAUGGAAAUAACCUUGAAAAGGUAGACCCAAAACUUGUGGAUGGACACCUUUCAUAUUUUCUUGGAGCUAUAGGUAUGCCUGGUUUGACUUCCUUGAUUGGGAUACAGGAGAAAGGUCAUAUAAUUGCUGGAUCUAAUCAGACAAUGGUUGUCAGUGGAGCAGCAGGUGCCUGUGGAUCCUUGGCUGGGCAGAUUGGCCAUUUGCUGGGCUGUUCCAGAGUGGUGGGAAUAUGUGGAACACAUGAGAAGUGCCUCUUUUUGACUUCAGAACUGGGCUUUGAUGGUGCAAUUAAUUAUAAAAAAGGGAACGUGGCAGAACAACUCCAAGAAUCAUGCCCAGCUGGAGUAGAUGUUUACUUUGACAAUGUUGGUGGUGACAUCAGUGAUACAGUGAUAAGUCAGAUGAAUCAGAACAGCCACAUCAUCUUGUGUGGUCAGAUUUCUCAGUACAAUAAGGAUGUGCCUUAUCCUCCCCCACUCCUGCCCACUGUAGAGGCAAUCCAGAAGGAAAGAAACAUCACAAGGGAGAGAUUUCUGGUGUUAAAUUAUAAGGAUAAAUUUGAGCCUGGCAUUCUACAGUUGAGUCAGUGGUUUAAAGAAGGAAAGCUAAAGGUCAAAGAGACUGUGACAAAUGGAUUGGAAAACAUGGGAGCUGCAUUCCAAUCCAUGAUGACAGGAGGUAACAUCGGAAAGCAGAUAGUUCGCAUUUCAGAAAUUUCUUUGUAAUCUGUUAACUUCUUCAUCAAAGAAAUCACAUAUUUUCUUUUCCAUUUUGCACAAAACAUUGAAGAUAUGUUUUAAAAGAACCUAAGAGUACAGAAUCAGGCGUGGUGACACACAUCUGUAAUCUCAGCACUUGGGAGGCUGAGGCAAGAGGAUUGCCAUGAGUUCAAGA